Messenger RNA from Rhagoletis zephyria (snowberry fruit fly), 1814 nucleotides. Its product is annotated as 4-coumarate--CoA ligase-like 7. Lineage: Eukaryota; Metazoa; Arthropoda; Insecta; Diptera; Tephritidae. Gene Ontology annotation, molecular function: long-chain fatty acid-CoA ligase activity. The record is from RefSeq and is a predicted model, not a curated record. Gene Ontology annotation, biological process: long-chain fatty acid metabolic process; fatty-acyl-CoA biosynthetic process.
AGUGAGCGCUUACUUCCGUCGGAUAAUACCAAUUUGUUGCUAACGUGUCCCAGAUGAACCGGGGAGGAAGUUUCGCUUGCAAAGAAUAAAAAUGAAAAUGGCGAUGGAUGCGCUUAAUACAGAAUUCGAUAAAUACACAAAAAUAUGGAGCGGUUCAAAGUCGUCGAAAUUCUUCGAUCCAGAUUGUUCGAUCGGCAAAGUGCUAUUCGCAUUUAUGCGCAACAAUCCCGGAAAUAUAUGUCAGCUAUCAGAUACCGAAAACACAGCUCUUACAAAUGGCGAAGCGAUUAGUUUUGGUAUCCGCUUGGCGCAACACUUCAAGGCCAUGGGUCUGAAGCAAGACGAUGUUAUAGGCAUAGCUGGUGGUAAUACAACCUAUUUGCUGCCCUUGGUUUUGGGCUGUUUAUUGAAUUGUACGCCCUUUCAUGCGAUAAGCCCACAUCAUGACGAGUCAACCAUCAAACAUUUAUUCUGCAUUAGUCGUCCGCGUUUGAUUUUCUGCGAUGGCGGCAUUUACGACCGUGUCAGUGUUAUAAGUAAAAUACUGAAGGCCAAUGUUUAUACGCUGAAGGAACAUCGUAAGGAUUUGCCGAGAAUUGAAGAUUUGCUCGAACCCACAAAGGGUGAAAUGUUUUAUGUCCCGGAAACUCUUAAGAUCGGCGGAGAUCAAACUGUGGCCAUAUUAUGCUCAUCUGGCACCACNUUUUAUUGCUUCCGCUAAUUUAUUAACCAAUCCCGCCUUCUUCCUUUACCCCACAGCUUUGUCUCCAGCAGAGAUGUUUUGCUCUCGUUUAGCACAAUUGACUGGUCCACUGGCCUAUUUAAUAUGAUCUUCAGUUGCGGUCACGGCGCUACGCGCAUUAUAGUCGACAAACCCUACACACCGGAGUAUCUGCUGCAGCUCAUCGACAAGUACAAAGUCACUAUUUUAACGCUAGCGCCACGUCACGUUGCCACACUCGUCAAGUCACCACUUCUAGCCAAGGAAAAAUUGUCCAGCGUACGCUUCCUCAGCAUUGGUGGCGGCAAUUGUUACGUGCCGACGUUGUUGAAGAUGCAAGAAUACCUAACGAACGGUUACAUAUCCUACGGUUACGCGCUCACCGAAUGCGGUGGUGUAUCAGCCAAUUUGGGCAUCACAAAGCCAAGCUCGGUGGGCAAACUGGUGCCGGGUGUGAAGGUGAAAAUACUCGACGACGCUGGACGCAGUUUAGGUCACAAUGAAACUGGCGAAAUACUCGUGCAUAACAACAAAGUCUGGAAUGGUUAUUAUGGCAAUCCGAAUGAGACGAAACGCAUGCAAGACUAUCAGGGUUGGUUCCACACCGGCGAUCUGGGUUACUUCGACAACGAAAACUAUCUGUAUGUAUUGGAUAGAAAAAAGGAUAUACUCAAAUUCCAUGGCAUGCAAUAUUGUCCACACGAAAUUGAGCAAGUGGUUGCCGAGUUGCCAGAUGUGGUGGAGGUGUGUGUUUUCGGGCUGUGGAAUGAGGUGGAUGGCGAUGCUGCGGCAGCGGCGGUGGUCAAGAUUCCGGGUAGUAAGCUGUUGGAACAGGAUAUUGUUGAGUAUGUGGCCAAACGGCUGGUGGUGAUGCACAAGCAAUUGCAUUGUGGUGUCUUCUUCUUGGACGAGCUGCCAAAAACGGGAAGCGGUAAGAUAUUAAGGAAUCAGGCGCGCGAUUUGGCGUUGGGCAAGAAGUGGGAGGUGCCCAAGAAUGGUCACGCUUGAGUGUUGUGGCUGGUAAAGAAAGGAAAUAGCGGUACUUAUUCUUGAUAUUUACAUUUUUAUCAAUGAGUUAGGUAGAAGUUUGCCU